Molecule: messenger RNA, 1404 nt
Organism: Mycena indigotica
Lineage: Eukaryota; Fungi; Basidiomycota; Agaricomycetes; Agaricales; Mycenaceae
Product: CAAX prenyl protease
Exons: 5
Coding region: 1-1404 (467 amino acids)
Biological process (GO): CAAX-box protein processing
Cellular component (GO): endoplasmic reticulum membrane
Molecular function (GO): metalloendopeptidase activity
Source: RefSeq, a predicted model, not a curated record
AUGGAUUUCCUCCACUCGCAGCUGGCCAGGAUACAGCACCACCUGGCCUUCGUGGCCGUCGACCCCAUAGACUGGAAGUUCUAUGUGCAGGGCAUAUCAUGGGCCGUCACACUCUUUGAAUCCUACUUGCUGCUCCGACAAUAUCCCCUCUACUCUAAAACAGAGCCCCCGGCAGCGCUCAAGGCACACAUCAGUGCUGCCGAGUUCGAAAAGUCGCAAAAGUACGGCAAAGACAAGGCCAAGUUCGCGCUGUUCUCGGGGUUGUACAAACAGCUCCUCGAUUCGGUCCUCAUUUAUGUCGGCUUCUAUGCAUGGGCGUGGGAGGUCGCUGGACUAGGCAUGGCUAGAUUCGGGUACGGGCCAGAAUAUCAGAUUACUCAGUCCGUUGGAUUCGUGUUUUUGCUGUUCUUCCUCUCGUCGCUCCCGACCAUCCCGCUCUCGGUCUACAGCACCUUUGUCCUUGAGGAAAAAUACGGCUUUAACAAAACCACGCCUGCGCUUUUCGUCACCGACAUGCUCAAAGGUUGGGUCAUCGGUGGCGUGGUGCUUGCCCCCUUCCUGUGGGCCUUUCUCCGCAUCUUCAACUGGGCCGGCGACCGUUUUGUUCCAUGGUUGAUGAUGUUCAUCCUCGCAUUCCAGCUUGUCAUGGUUAUCAUCUACCCCAUGAUUAUUCAGCCCCUCUUCAACAAGCUCUCGCCUCUUCGCCAGGGUGACCUGCGUUCCCGCAUCGAAUCUCUCGCAAGCAAGCUCAAGUUCCCGCUCAAGCAUCUUUAUGAGAUUGAUGGCUCGAAGCGUAGUGCCCAUAGUAAUGCCUACUUCUUUGGCUUGCCCUGGAGCAAACAUAUUGUCAUCUUUGACACCCUCAUUGAGCAGAGCUCUGCGGAAGAGGUCGAAGCGGUGCUUGCCCACGAACUCGGCCAUUGGUAUUACCUGCACCCCACCAAAAUGUUGGCGGUUUCGCAGCUGCACGUCUUUUCGAUCUUCGCCCUCUUCCCCGCCUUCCUUCACGCACCACCCCUUCUUACUUCCUUUGACUUCCCAAAGGCCGUUGCCGCGAAGCCUCCGACUAUCGUCGCGUUCCUGCUAUUCCAGAUGAUCCUUACCCCGCUCGAGGCAUUUGUGUCGAUUGCGAUGCACGCUAUCUCGCGGCACUUCGAGUGGGAGGCGGACCGGUUUGCGUGCGAGCUGCAGGACAUGUUGCCGGGCGAGCAGGAGAAGAUGGCGGAUAUGGGCGACCGAUUGGGGCGCGCGUUGAUCACGCUUCAUGUGAAGAAUCUGUCCACGGUCUGGGUCGACUGGAUGUACUCGGCGUAUCACCACUCGCACCCGACGCUGACAGAGCGGUUGAAAGCGCUCGAGGCCUUCCAGUCGGCGCGUAAAGCCGGCGCAAAGAGGGGUUUGUGA